Petromyzon marinus (sea lamprey) is the source of this 6362-nucleotide messenger RNA. RefSeq names its product cytosolic purine 5'-nucleotidase-like. The record is from RefSeq and is a predicted model, not a curated record. Gene Ontology annotation, molecular function: 5'-nucleotidase activity. NCBI's taxonomy places the organism in Eukaryota, Metazoa, Chordata, Hyperoartia, Petromyzontiformes, Petromyzontidae.
GCCUGCACAGUCAGCCUCGCUUGUCCGGGGCGCUGCACUCUCAUUGCCGUGGAUGUUGGGGAUCACGUGACGGCGUGCGUGCUCAAAGAGCGCUGUUUACGGCGCUCUCGGCUCAUCCUGCCGCGUGUUGAUGAGGCGAGAGACGCUCGUCAGAAGGGGCCCAGUCGACGUUAGCCGGCAGCCGGCAAGCACGCACGAACCCGCCGCCGUUUCGUUUCGUUUCUCAAAGCUUGCCUCUGGCGGUGUUCGAUUUCAGGCUUAAUCUGACGCAGCUGAACAAAAGGCCUCUUCGGCACAGACCUUUGUGCUUUCGCACUGCAUGCGAGCGGUCCGUGCUGUGAGGGGGGGUUUUUUUUUAGGCAAAAGCGGUGGGGCCGAGAAUCUUGUGAGCCCUCAAAGCGCGAGUGUUUUUUUUAUUUUUAACGUGGGUUUUGUUUACUUACCAUGGGCUCCGUUGGGAAAGAGAGCCUGCAGCUGGAUUUCAACACAUGCGAGCAGUUUGAGAGAGAGUAUUUAAACCUCAAAAAUGAAUUGUCUCUGGACCAUGUUGACUAUCGCACAAUCAAGAGGGACUUCCGUUCCAGAGUAUUUGUGAACCGAAGCCUUGCCAUGGAGAAAAUCAAAUGCUUUGGCUUUGAUAUGGACUACACUCUAGCCGUGUACAAGUCGCCAGAGUACGAGGCGCUGGGGUUCGAGCUGACGGUGGAGCGCCUCGUCAAUAUCGGCUAUCCCCAGGAGCUGCUCAGCUUCGAAUACGACCCCAGCUUCCCGACCAGGGGGUUGGUGUUUGAUGCUAUGUUUGGAAACCUACUGAAAGUCGAUGCAUAUGGAAACAUUCUGGUCUGCGUGCAUGGUUUCAACUUUAUGAAGGGGCCUGAGAUAAGAGAGCAGUACCCCAACAAGUUCAUUCAACGCGACGACACUGAGCGCUUCUACAUCCUCAACACGCUUUUCAACCUGCCAGAGACGUAUCUGUACGCUUGUUUAGUGGACUUCUUCACAAACUGUGCGAGGUACAAAAGGUGCGAGACAGGCGUGAAGGAUGGAGACCUGUACAUGUCCUUCAAGAGCAUGUUCCAGGACGUACGGGAGGCCAUGGACUGGGUCCACAUGCAGGGCUCCCUAAAGUCAAAAACUCUGGAGAACCUGGAAAAAUAUGUGGUCAAGGAGCCACGUCUUCCACUGCUGCUCAGUCGAAUGAAGGAAGUUGGAAAGGUGUUCCUGGCCACAAACAGCGACUACAACUACACCAACAAAAUUAUGAAAUACCUCUUCGACUAUCCACAUGGCCCAAAGGUGCCCGGCACAUCCCACCGCCCAUGGCACUCAUACUUUGACCUGACGGUGGUGGACGCGCGCAAGCCUCUGUUUUUUGCCGAGGGGACCGUACUGCGCCAGGUGGACUUGAAAACAGGCCAUUUGAAGAUUGGCACGUACACUGGGCCCCUGCAGCAUGGCAUCGUGUACUCAGGAGGAUCUUCGGACAUGAUCUGUGACCUUCUGGGAGCCAAGGGCAAGGAUAUCCUCUACAUUGGAGACCACAUCUUUGGGGACAUCCUCAAGUCCAAGAAGCGGCAGGGCUGGAGGACUUUCCUGGUCAUUCCAGAGCUGGCGCAGGAGCUGCACGUGUGGACGGAGAAGAGCGCCCUCUUCGAGGAGCUCCAGGGUCUGGACAUCUUCCUCGCUGAACUCUACAAGCACUUGGACAGCAGCAGCAAUGAGCGCCCGGACAUUAGCUCCCUGCAAAAGAGAAUCAAGAAAGUCACGCACGACAUGGACAUGUGCUACGGCAUGAUGGGGAGCCUCUUCCGGAGUGGCUCGCGCCCGACGCUGUUUGCCAGUCAGGUGAUGCGUUACGCCGACCUGUACGCCUCCUCCUUCAUCAACCUGCUCUACUACCCUUUCAGCUACCUCUUCCGCGCGCCGCACAUCCUGAUGCCUCACGAAUCGACGGUGGAGCACGUGCACAAUGGGCUGGGCGAGACGGAGAGCCCCAUGGCAACGCGCAACCGCCUGCUGAUGCAGGGCAUGACCGGCGGCGGCGGCGGCGGCACCAGCUGCCCAAGCACCAAGGAGCAACACGGCGACGAGUCGACCGACGGGAAGCGCCUCGGCUUCCAGCGCUCGGUCAGCGAGGUGCGACCGCCGCACCUCCACCCGACCACUCCGCAGGAGAUCACUCACUGCCACGACGAAGAUGACGACGAGGAGGAGGAGGAAGAGGAGGAAGAGUAAGCUUGCCGACCACUCUCUGUGAGCCCAGUCAAUAGAAACAACGUGGAAACGCUCGUUUCGGUCGAAGCGAUUUUCACGUGGGAUUUUUUUUUUCUACGACAAGCAAAGCACGUUUACCUGAAUGUAAAAAAAAAUUGGCAAGGAACUGCUGCUUGCCCGCGUGGCUGUUUUGAGCCAGCGGUUCUGAAGGUUUCUAUUGGCGCUGGUCACGGGUGAGGGAUCUCAGUGUGGAGCGGAUUGUGUUCUCGAUGCCAGCCUGCCGCGGUGUGAGCAAGCGUGGUCUACUCAUGGCGAGCGCACGGCUGGCAUCCCUCUGUUUGCUGUGAUGGCAGCAAUGUGUUUUUUGUCAGAAGAUGGUGCCGGUGACCACUGGUCGUAGAGGGCACGGGGUGGGGGUGGUGGUGGGUAGGUGCGGUCACGCUCAUGCUCGGCCAAUCACAGGACACUUGUUGCCUCCUGAUGGGGGUGUGAAGCUAGAAAUGCAGUUGCAAUGGAACGUUUAGUUGCCGUUCUCUGCACUGUGAUUAUAGGCACCGUGUAUCUGACUGAUAAAGAAUCUGUCAGUGUUGGGUGUUUUAAAAAGCUGUUUUGCUGUGGCAGUAUUGUCUACCUUAGCGCAAUUAAAUGCGAGUGGUAAAACUACAUGGUACACGUCAUGUAUGUAUGUAUGUUGAACUUCUUUCGCACCGUACGUAGCCAACCAUGCUAAUCGGAGAUGCGGGGGAAGGACAAGAAACUAAACACAGAAGCAGUUAUAAAAAAAAGCAUUUUUCAAUUCUAAAAUUGCACAGCUCCCGUGGCUUCCUAAUAUUGGAAGGACGAGCGUUAUGAUAUAAUUAAGCUAAAAGGAAGUGAUUAUUUUAAGGCGUCUUGCAAUGGGGUAUCCGUUCACACGGAAACUGUGGAGGCCGAUGGGGGCAUCACGUGAUCCUGUACACACACGUGGCAUGGAUGUCCAUUGGAGUCUGCUUGCCAUGAAUUGUGUAUACAGCGGUUGUGAUUGAAUAGCAUAUAUACACCAGGUAGUGAACCAUCUCGAUCAGGAACAUGGGACCCAGGAUCCCUCGUGGCGACUUCCUUACUCUGCCACACGUGAUGUUGUAUACAGUUGCUGCACGUUAAUCCAUGCGGCGUUGCAGUGUGCGGGUGACAAAAAUACGUUGAGAAAGAAGAUUUGGGAUAAGGUGUUUUAACUCGGCACAAGCAAUUCCAGUUUGGGUUUACACUUUAUACUGAAGUUGACAAGAAACCCUAUUUUUAAUAGGAUUCCGGUUGUGCUGUUACCUUCAUAGAGGUAAUGUCCAUCGAAGCAUACAUCUCUAUGUCGGGUUCAUAUGUAUUAUUUCAUGUACGAUACAUUUGCACCAAUUUACCUUUGCUAAACUGAGACUUGUUAGAAUCCUUGGUUAUUAACGUUAAUGGUUGGUUCAAGUGGUCAUUUGCGUGUAGUGUGUGCAGCUCAAUAUGUACUGUAUGCAGUAUAUACGUUGUACAUAUGGUGUAUUGUUAUAGAUAGGACACCUUUUAGCCGCCUUUGUCACCUUACUUCAAAGUGUCUACCCAUGUUGUCACCGGCCAGUGCACUUUUGUCAGUUGAGGAUAUAGUACCUAUGAAACAGGAUGCCAGCGCUUACCCAUCGUGCAAUACUGGCCAUGCAGCGAUGCAGCAGUAUUAAGCUCGUAUUAUGUACUCGCUUGCGCCAGGCUCAUCUCAUCGGUUGUCUCGACUGUGUAUGGGGGCCCACAGUAAAGUAGCACGGCUUCACGGCCGCCUCCUCCUCUGCUCACCACCCCAGUGGCUUAGCCUGGUUGGCACGGUGCAGUCUCACUCCCUGCGCACUCGAUAGCCACUCCACUGGCUCGCCCUCAUGGACGGGGCCAAGUUUAGAGCAAGACCCAAGGGAGCCACAUUGGUCUGGGCCAGAUUACGAUCAAGCCAACCAGGGCAGGCUGGAGCCUACGGGCCCACAGGUAUUGCACUGUGUUAGGGGAGGUGGUGCACGCAGAGCCGAAGGCAUGGGGGUGGGGGAGGAUAAAGCAAAUGUCCUGGCGUAGGUCCCAAGGUAAUGUCAGUCCAGACUGAAAAAGCAUGUACCUCUUCGCAAGUGCACACGGGCGUGAAAAAAACAACACAAACAAGGAAUGUUGCAGGCAUCUGCAGACAUGUUUUACCUGUCGUGUUCUUACGUGGGUUCUCUAAUUUGUCCUUAACAGUUUUGUUUUAGAAAUGUAUAAUUCCAUAACAGAAAAUACAGUAAUAUACAUCUUGAUAAUGAAAAAAAUGCAUGACUAGCGCUGCAAAGUUAUACCUUAGUCCAAAUAUUCCUGUUUCAAUAGUCGGUUUUAUACUUAAAAUUUGAUUCGCACUAUUUUACUUAUUUCAAAUGGUGAUCUUUUCACUUGGUCUAAUUUUGCAACUUACUGCAACAGGGGAUAUGCAUGAGUGUGCGCUUAUGGAAGAUUUUGAUCGUGGAGCAGUUUAUGUUCAUGUUGGUCAGUUGUCCUUGGCAAGUUUUUUUGAACCAAGUCAUGCUGUUGUAGUGAAGUAUUAAUUUUGUCUGUGGAUAUGAUUAGAAAGCUUGCUUGAACUACAGUUCCUUUCCAUUCAGUGAAAGCUGCUCGUUUGGGUAAUACUUUUCAAGGUAUUCACAAAGUCUCCUCUCAUAACGAGCACAAACAGGCAUGCGAAGCUCCAGGGUUUUCUUGAAACUCGAGGUGGUUUACUUCUUGGGCAUCUCCACCUCUCUCCGUCCCUCAAGGAUUUUUAUGCGGCACAUCCAGAAACAAUUUCUGCUUUCUCGCACGGGAUCGUGAACCACUUGGCGGCGACAUGGUGUGCUUGCACGGAGACGCCGCUUUACAAAUCCAUUCUCUUAAGAAGCGGAGCUCUGGACCGUCCACGUGGGACCGGCUGCAUCGUUCCUUCCACAAUCAAUCGCUUUGGUCGACUUGAUAUCAAGCGAGAGAUGAGUCGUCGACUUGGCCAUACGUAGGACCACGCAACUGAAUCCGUGUUUCCACCAGCGCUGGGGCCAUUUCAAGGUAGGCGAUGCUGGCAGCUUCAUGUUAAACUGGUGGCGUAGGAGAUGCCUCUGUUCUCCUUGUUCAGCUUUGCUCACCAGGGCGCUUGAUUUUUUUAAGUCGCAAGAUUCCUCAAACUUGACCUUGCCUCCAUUGACGCUGGUUGCUUCGAGCGUCAUGCAAAAAAACUGGUUUUACAAUACAGUAUUGCUUAAAAAUAUCCUUACAUUGUAAUUGGUGCUAUCCACACGUAAGCACAAACCUUCCCUCACAUCCUGGCCUGGGCAUUUGGAUAUUGUUUUGUUGGAACGAUUCCACCAAAUUAAAACAUUAGCUGCCACAGAUGCAUGCUUAAGAAAGGCUAGGACUGAACCUUGCUAUGGAUGGAGUCUGGAUUCCAAACGGUUGGGUUUCUUGAGAAGAACCUCCGACCCACUUCACCACCAUGCAACUUGACAACAGCAAGCGCGUAACAGGAAAUGCACUUCCAGACACAAAUGAAGCCAGCCUAAUGUUGCGAAGGCCUAAGCACGUAUAAACGUUUUCAAGACCGUUCUCCACAUGCCUUUCCGUUGGACCACAUUGUCCACUUCCUGACGGCGCUCAUGUAUAUCCCCCUUAACCAGUGACCAAAUAUUGUAUUGAAGACUGGUUAUAAAAGAACGUUUGAAAAGUGUACUGUAAUUUACUUUUUUUUACGAUUUUCUUUUCCCAUUAAUUCCGAUCGGUGUGCUGUAAUGUAUCAUAGCCCACAUGUGGCUGCUGCAGGAGUGCUAAGCUAUGCACCACGUGGUGUGAAUGAUCAUACAUGUUUACCUAUUAUAUACUUUGCAGUGUUUUUGUUACAUUAAAACUGCCACUUUAAUUCAACAUUUUAUACAAUUGUUGCAUGCUAAAUAGGUAGUGUUUUGUUAUAUUCAUUUGUGGUUAUUGCUUUGGAAAGUGAUUUGUUGACCCGGAUUUUUUUGUUAAAUGCCUAAAUGUUUGCAUAUUGAGAGUAUCGAUUACUACUUUUAAAAUGUGAAUGUUAUUCGGGCAUCCUUGCUGCAUUCUUUUCCUAGUGCUGUGCUGUCAAACCAUAUUCCAAUAAACACCUUGUCCAGUUA